This is a messenger RNA of Salvia miltiorrhiza (redroot sage), 5548 nucleotides long. RefSeq names its product cysteine-tryptophan domain-containing zinc finger protein 7. The record is from RefSeq and is a predicted model, not a curated record. NCBI's taxonomy places the organism in Eukaryota, Viridiplantae, Streptophyta, Magnoliopsida, Lamiales, Lamiaceae. Gene Ontology annotation, cellular component: nucleus. Gene Ontology annotation, molecular function: zinc ion binding.
AAACAAAAUAGUAAGAGAAACAAACGCGGCUGCUGAACCAGAGUCCUUUCUCUCUCCUCUCUCUCUCUAAACAUUUUUCUCUCUCUACUUUUUUUUUUCCUGCUCAACGUUUUGAGCUUCAGAGAUCGCAUAACACGAUCCAAUUUCCACGAUACGUGAAUCAAGCGAGUUCUCAGAUUCACAAUAAAUUGAAAAUUUGUCGAGUUUUUUCCUCCCGAGUGUAGAUUGGUAUAUUGCCGAGCAAAAUUAGCCUUUUUUUCUCUUUCUUUGUUAGGUGAGGAAAUCGAAGUUUAAGUCUGAUCAGGGAAAAUCAUUAAGGGUUUUUCUGGGUUCUCAAUUUUGUAUAUAUACCUUGGAGAUUUUUGGCGGAAAAGUAAACGGUGGAGGAAAAAAGUUCACUUUUUUAGGGAGUUUUUGUUGUUAUUGUUAGUAAUUUUUGUUCCCUUUGUUUCCUUUUGCGUGUGAUGAUAUCUGUGGGCAGUAGAGAUGGUAGAAAGAGGAUAGGUUUGGGAUUAGAUAUGGAAGAAACUGAGCUUGAAGAAGGAGAGGCUCUCGGUUAUCACGAGGAGGGAGAAGAUUCCACCAUUGACCCUGAUAUUGCUCUCUCUUACAUUGAGGAAAAAGUCCAUAGAUUUUUGGGUCACCUCCAGAAAGAUUUUGAAGGUGGUGUUUCAGCUGAGAAUUUGGGGGCGAAAUUUGGUGGCUAUGGUUCAUUUUUACCUACUUAUCAACGGAGUCCAUCUUGGUCCCAUACAAAAAGUCCAGCUGAGGCUCAUAACUAUGAGUCACCAAGAUCCCCGAGAAAGCCACAUACAGAGGAUCAGAGGCAGAAUUCUUUAGCUUCAUCAAGUGCUUCUCCAUCGAUAAGGCCCCAUGCUGCUUCAGGAAAAUCUUUAUCAGUAGGAAGUUCCUUAAAAGGCAAUGGCUACUUAAAAGCUAAACAUGCUGAGGAAUCAAGCUUAAAAAGUGAAAUAAAUAAAAAAUCUGUGAAUGAUCAGAGAACACUGAAGGUCCGAAUCAAAGUUGGAUCUGAAAAUUUGUCAGCACAGAAGAAUGCUGAAAUCUACAGUGGACUUGGUCUUGUAGUUUCACCAUCUUCUUCAAUGGACGACAGUCCCACAACUAGUGAAGGGCAAUGUGUUAAACUUUUGGGUGUGCCGGAGGCAUCACCAACCAGUAUACUUCAGAUUAUGACGUCUUAUUCUGGGGAACUGCUUCUAUCCCCUCUUUCCGAGGAUCUGAUUCAUCUUACAGAAAAAAGGAAAUUUAGGGGAAAGUGUGAAACUAAAUCAGUCGAAAAAACAAGCAAAAAAUCUGGGUUGUUAGGGAAUGGAUCUCUUUCUAGUAGGAGCAACCACAAAGUUACUGAGCAGAAAAAGGUCGUGUCAUCUGAAAAGGAUGACGAUUUCUUCACAGAAUUAUCAUCUCAGAAAAAUAAUGCUUUUGUGGAUAAUAAUGUUUCUCCAUUGAAGAAGGAAAAAGAAAACGAUAGUGAUGUGUUUGGGUAUGAGGAGCUUUUGAAACUUCCACUUUUAUCGAGUUCUCAGCAUAUUGUUGCCAAUCCGUCAAAGGAUGUGUCACCUGCAACAAUUGCUACGAAAGAUGGGAUGAAGCGAGAAACCUUCUCCCCGUUCAUUGAGAAGGAACAUUUGGAGAGUGCACCGGCUCAAGAUGCUAGCAGAGCUGAAAAGUUGGGUGGGAGGUCUGGUUCAUCGGGCAAGGCUUCUGAAUCUAAAGAAGGAAAUCUUGUCGGUACUGUUGCAGCUUGCCCUCAGGAGGACAUAUGCAAAGCAGAAAAACCUUUGGACCAGUUGGAAUCUAAUGCCUCUAAGGGAAUAAAAGCUCUCACUUCUGCUGAGCCCACUGAUCCCUUGAAACAGUUAGUCACUCAGAAAGGUGGAUCAGUUAAUGAGGAAGGUCUGGAAUCGUCUCUUGAAAAAUCAUCAACUGGGGGUAAGAGGAAACGGAAGGAAGCUCAAAAUAAAGGCUCUGAAGGUGCAUAUGUGGUAAAAGACGAGUUAAUGGUUGAGUCUUCUCUGGGUCCUAAAAGUGGGAAGAGUUCUCAUACUAAUAGUUUCAUAUCUAAAAAUGAUGUGCCUGAUCUCCAGAAGGAGCAUGAGAAACCAAGGGACCGCUAUAAGGACUUCUUUGGAGAUGUAGAAUUUGAAGAUGACGACAAUGAAUCAGUUUCUGGGGAAAUGACAUCCUCGGGAAGGUUAAAGGAUCCUCAACUUGUUGGAAAAAGAAACAUAAAUAAAGAUCAUAACAUGUCUCGAGAAAAACAUACAGGCAGAAAUUCUGAAAAAACACUAGAGAAAUAUGCUAAACCUGUUUCCCGGUCAGCUCCUCCCCUUGAAAAUGGUCCGAGUUCUGAAGCUCCAGCUGGAUCGAUUCCUCUGGUCCAAGAAGAUUGGGUUUUAUGCGAUAAGUGUAAAACAUGGAGACUACUUCCACUUGGUACUAAUCCCAAAAGUCUUCCUGAUAAAUGGCUUUGUAGGAUGCUUACUUGGCUGCCUGGGAUGAACCGUUGUAGCAUCCCAGAGGAGGAGACAACUAAUGCUUUAAGGGCCCUUUACCAUCCUGUUGCUUCAGUUCCGGUCCCUCCUCCCGAGGGUCAAGAGGUUCGGCCAAAUAAUUCCAUUAUGGCUUCGGUGGGGAUGACCUCAGCUGAUUCUAAGCCUCUGGCUCAAGAACACCAAGACGUUGCCAUCCCAACUGCAUCAAAUAGUGGGAAGAAGAAACAUGGGUCUGCAGUGGCUGCUGCAAAUUCAGCGGAUAUAGAUGGUUCCACCAACUCUUCGAACUCACGGAAGGAAGAACCUUGGUAUGUUGGGAAAAAUAACUAAAUUAACAGCACGAACAACUCACCUUCUGUAGAUGCAUCUGGACAGCAUAUGCGGCAAGCAAGUGUGGCACUAGAGAAGUGCAGUGAUGCUAAAGCAGAAAAAAUAUCACAAGUCAGCUCUUCUGAUAAAGGUACAAGUGUAAAGAUAAAGAGCAACCGUGAGUCUGAUUUGGAGGGUUCUAGAGCUUCUAAAAGAAUGAAGAGCGAGGAGUUACAUUGUGAUGAUGAAAAUUGGACUUCUGACAAUGGUGGCGGGGCUUCCACGAAAGCAGGCCGUCGCUCUUCCAGUCUGUCAAACUAUCCAUCUGGUAAUGAUCGAGACAAGUACAAUAACCAUAAAGAUUUUAGUGGUGAAUCCAUGAAAAGUAUAGUAUCAAGUAUGAAUGUAGAUUUGCAUGUUCCGUCACCUGCAGCCGAUGGUUUGCUCUGUUCUGGAAAAUAUGAUGACGAAGAUUCUAGAAAGAGGAGAGCGAAAGAAAAUCAUGGUUCUAGGACUCAUAUUGAGCCUGUUUCCAAUUCAGGACAACAUUACUUGCACUCUGGUGAUUUUAUAGAAGAUUUGAGUGAAAGUGAACACCGAAAAGAAAAGAAAGCUAGACUUUCCAUGUCUGGAGGAAAAUCUAUGAGUGGAAGCAAAGCCAGUGUAGGGGCCGGCAGAAAAAGCAAAAGUAUGAAGGACCAACAUGAUGGGCAGCUUGUGAAUGGCACUCAAGCAGUAGAUUAUUUGAAAAGUGACAUGGCUUCUGCACAUCCUUCAGUUGCUGCCAAUUCAAGCUCUUCCAAGGUAUCUGGCUCGCAUAGGACCAGAACCAAUGGCCAGGAAGUUAAAGGUUCCCCAGUUGAAUCAGUUUCCUCAUCCCCUCUGAGAUUUCCUAUGUCGAUAAGGUCACAUCAUCUCGGAAAAGCCUCGAUGGACGGACUGAUUUUCAUGAUUCUGCUGCUGCCAACCCGGGAAGGUUUUCAGGCAAUGAUGAUGGAUGGGAACGACCGAACAGGAUUGGAUAAAAUAGAUGCAGUUCUUACCGUCAAUGAUCAUGUCGAUGAUGUCCACAGCAAUCAGUUAUGUCAUAGUAAUCAGUAUGCUAGUACAAAACAUUAUUCUGAGCAAUCCAAAGCUGAAACAAGAACAAACAACGACCAAUCUCAGAGUGGAGUUCACUCAAAGAAAUCUGGAAAAGUUUCGUCUUCACAUUCUAAAGACAAGGCUCGUGUGUCUGGUUCUGACUUAGACAAGAUUAAAAUCAAGGCUUCUGAUUCAAGAAAUGAUGCUUCAGAUCACAUGCAUUUGCAUGAGGAGAAGUCAAAGAGUAGAAGAAACAAGUCAGAUGAGAAAUCUGGCACUCCUAAAAAGGGCGAGAAGUUUAUUUCCAAGAAAGAUAUGGCUGGAGGAAUGUCAAGUGAGAGCUCUAAAGCACCAAGUCAAAAGAAAUUUGGCCAUGAUGGACAAGAUGCUAUCAGAGAUAAGAAGCAUGAACUCCCACAAGAGCAUGAAAAUGAGAAAUUACCCAAGAAAAGCAACCAGACUGAAAUCCGCGGGAAUGGGAAGUCACACUCACUUCCACCCCUAGCAAGAAUACAGACUGACCAUGCUCCUGUUUCUGGAUCUCAGAAGGAAAAUAGUUUAAAAGGUUUGGCUGUUGAUGCAUCCGAUAAUGGUGAUGCACUAAAGGCGUCAAAUCAGAGAAAGAAAUCUGAGAACUCAAAUGGUCAGCCUAUGAGGCAUCCAACCCCAAAUUCUCAUAAAAUUCGGGAUGUUGAUGCUCCAAGUCCUGUUCGAAGGGACUCCUCCAGUCAUGCUGCUAAUACCAUUUUAAAAGAGGCGAAGGACCUCAAACACAUGGCUGAUCGUCUUAAGAAUUCUGGUACCAGUAUUGGUCUUUACUUUGAAGCUGCCCUCAAGUUUCUCCAUGGAGCCUCUUUGCUCGAAUCCGGAAGUAGUGAAGCCACUAAGCAUAAUGAACUGAUGCACUCAUUGCAUAUAUAUAGUAGCACUGCAAAACUCUGCGAGUUUUGUGCCCAUGACUAUGAAAAGUCAAAAGACAUGGGUGCUGCUGCUUUGGCCUACAAAUGUAUGGAGGUCGCUUACAUGCGAGUGGUUUAUUCAUCUCAUAGCAAUACAAGCAGGGAUCGGACCGAGUUGCAAAAUGCUCUACAAAUUUCUGCCCCUGGUGAAUCUCCUUCCUCAUCUGCCUCUGAUGUCGACAACUUGAACCACCAAGCGACAGCAGACAAGGCUGCCUCAGCCAAAGUAGUGGGCUCUCCUCAAGUUUCUGGAAACCAUAUCAUCACUUCACGGAACCGUUCUGGUCUUCUGCGUGUUCUGAACUUUGCACAGGAUGUUACCUUCGCAAUGGAAGCUUCAAGAAAAUCAAGAAUUGCUUUCACAGCUGCUACGUCAAGACUUGGAGAAACCCACAAAGAGGGUAUCCGUUCACUUAAAGACGCGCUUGAUUACAACUUCCAAGAUGUUGAGGGUUUAUUGCAGCUUGUGCGAUUUGCAAUGGAUGCCAUCAGCCGUUAAACAGCUUGUAAUUAUCAUUCCAAUUUUGGGUCCUUCGUCACCAAAUAAUAUGCAAUGCAUCAUGAGUUCAAGUAGAAUGUGUCACCCUUGUAAAUCUGUACAGUUAUAUUGAGUUUGCAAUGCCUUUCUGAUUCUUUAUUGCAUGCUUAUGGAUGAUAAUAAAGGCCUCAAUUUUUGUUUUA